AUGCCGAUAAGCACAAGGUUCGUCGCAGCAACAUUCAGCAGGAUACGACAGCCUCUUUCUACACACCUGCGAGGCGCCUCACCAGCAGCAGUCGUUAACAACAAUUACAUACGGCCAUUUCACAGCCAGCCAGCAACCCGGCUUGCCAAGCCGACCAACCCGGAACCCAGGGAGAACCCAGCGAACGAACUCAAGCUCCCCAAGCACGAGAAUGUCGGUGCCAAGCGCUUCGCUGAUUUUGAUGUCGCCGGCAACGUCUUCAUCGUUACCGGUGGCGCUCGGGGCCUAGGACUAGCAUUAGCAGAAGCGUUGGUUGAGGCGGGCGGGAAAGAGCCAGAGGAGGAAUGGUACCAGGCCGAGAGCCGCGUCGUCAAGGAGUGGGGUGGCUCCCUGCAUUAUCACCAGAUGGAUGUCCAAGACACCAAGCAUCUUGACGGCUUGAUCAAAGGAAUCGCCGAAGAGAAUGAGCGGUUGGACGGCGUCAUCGCCGCUGCAGGAGUGCAGCAGAUCACGCCAGCCCUCGAGUACGAGGUCGAGGACGUCGAGCGCAUGCUCGCCAUCAACUACACGGGCGUGCUCAUGACGGCCACCUCGGCCGCGCGCCAAAUGUUCCGUUAUAAGUGCCGUGGCAGCAUCUGCAUGAUCGCCAGCAUGUCCGGGAUCGUCGCGAACAAAGGCCUCAUCUCGCCCGUCUACAACUCGUCCAAGGCUGCCGUCAUCCAACUUGCGCGGAACUUGGCCAUGGAAUGGAGCCCCAUCAGGAAGGAUGGGACUGGAGGCAUAAGGGUCAACUGCUUGAGCCCAGGGCACAUCCUGACGCCCAUGGUGCUCAAGAAUUUUGAGGAAGUGCCGGGUCUGAGGGAGAAGUGGGAGUCGGAGAACAUGAUGGGUCGAUUGGCCGAGACGAGCGAGUUCAAGGGGGCAGCGCUGUUCCUGUUGAGUCGGGCGAGCAGUUUCAUGACGGGCAACAACCUGAUUAUUGACGGAGGUCAUACGGGUUGGUAA
Thyridium curvatum is the source of this 1005-nucleotide messenger RNA. RefSeq lists its product as uncharacterized. The record is from RefSeq and is a predicted model, not a curated record. Lineage: Eukaryota; Fungi; Ascomycota; Sordariomycetes; Thyridiales; Thyridiaceae. Bases 1 to 1005 code for a protein of 334 amino acids. Gene Ontology annotation, molecular function: oxidoreductase activity, acting on NAD(P)H, oxygen as acceptor. The transcript is spliced from 2 exons. Gene Ontology annotation, cellular component: intracellular anatomical structure.